CUUUUAUUUGGGGAAACUGAAACGACAAAUCAGGCAAUCUAUCCGUCUGAUAGUACUUGGUGCCGAGGCGAUGGAGUGAUUUCUACUGUGCCUCUUAUCCGGAACUUUUCAUGGGCAGCUUCUUUGUUUCUACUUCUCUCUCGCAGACGGCGAGGUCAUCAAAGUCGGCAAACCGCAACGGGAUAGCCAUCUGCGAAGGAGUUUGUAAUCAGUUGCAAAUCGCAAAGGACGGCCGACACCAUUUCCCUUCCACAGAAUGCCUCGACGACAGCAUAUUACGUUGCUGACAUUUAUUGGGGCCGCAGCUUUCUUGGGCAUAUUCUUUGUAUCUAUCUUCCGGAAUCAAGCAGAGGGAACAAGGCAUCCAGACUACCUCCCAUCAUACCAAGACCAGGUUGACUUCAACCUCGAUGAAGGCAUACUUCAUGGAGAAGCUACAGCCCCCAAGCUUGAAAAUGCUACCUUGAAAGCAGAGCUUGGCCAUGCAGCUUGGAAAGUCCUUCAUACGAUGAUGGCUAAGUUUCCGGACAAGCCUACCACCGAUGAUAGUGCAGCUUUGAAGUCGUACAUCCACUUGUUCGCUCGACUAUACCCCUGCGGCGAUUGUGCGAGACAUUUUCAAAAGAUUUUGCAGAAGUUUCCUCCACAGGUUGCUUCAAGGUCUACUGCUGCGGCUUGGGCUUGCCAUGUGCAUAACGAGGUCAACAAGAGGCUGAAGAAGGAUCUUUUCGACUGCUCUAAGAUAGGGGACUUCUAUGAUUGUGGGUGUGCCGAAGAUCCGGUACCAGGAAAAGGAAAGGAUGGAUUCACACAGUUAGAGUUGGAAAAGGAGGGGUUGACAAGAGGAGGAUAAAAGGUUUGUAAUUAGGUACAUAUGAAGGGUUGAUAGUGUUUGGAUAGCGACAGUAUCAUAGCAUGGCGUUGGUUUAGGAAGCAGUCUUUGCGAGGAUGAAAAUAUUGGCGGCUUUCUUCCGUUUUCUGGAUCCAUUACCUAGUCUCGAAGAGGCUUUCAAGAUGGGUUUGGGCAUGAGAAGUUGGCUAGGUGUGGCAUUUAUAUUUUGGUCAGAGUUCCAAAGCUAAAUCAAGAGAUGCGGGUAACAUAAAAUACAGUUAAACUUAAAGGUUACCGGACCUUGACUUGUAGCCUCUGAGUAGGUUACUUUAAUAAGCUAUUUGAGGGACAGUGAAUUGGAGUUGGGAAGAGUUGAAGCCGGGCUAGAUUUGUGGGCUGUGGUAGGAUAUCAAGUCCUAACUUAAGAAGCAUCAGCGAGAUAUUUAGCUACCGUCAUUCAAUGAAUAUUGGAAAGACUAAAAAAUU
This is a messenger RNA of Mollisia scopiformis, 1318 nucleotides long. RefSeq lists its product as uncharacterized. The coding region runs from base 257 to 853 and encodes 198 amino acids. The record is from RefSeq and is a predicted model, not a curated record. The transcript is spliced from 3 exons. Gene Ontology annotation, molecular function: flavin adenine dinucleotide binding; flavin-dependent sulfhydryl oxidase activity. NCBI's taxonomy places the organism in Eukaryota, Fungi, Ascomycota, Leotiomycetes, Helotiales, Mollisiaceae. Gene Ontology annotation, cellular component: mitochondrion.